GCCCUAUUUGGGCAUCUGGGGGGAAGGCGGCGGGAGGCGGCGCGGAGCCGGCGUCCGUGCGCAGCGGGGUGCCUGUGUGGCGCGGCUGAGGCUAGGUCGGGAGCUGCGGUGCUGGCGCAUCCCGCCCUCGGAACAAUGGGAGUGGGCGCGCGCGGCGGCUGGGCCGCGCUGGUCCUGUGCGCGCUGCUGGUGCUAGCGCUGUUGAAGGCCGCCGUGGACAACGCGGGCCUGGAAGGAUCUCCAGACACAAAGAAGCUGGUGUCUCCAGGGAACGACAGUGGUAACUCAACAGGGAACGCCACCAUGGUGACCUCCAGCCAUACGAGUGCACCGCCAAACAUGACGAAACCCCCCACGCCUAUCCCGUCCCAAGUCCCCAGGACGGACGCCAUCAGCACCUUGAUGCCCAAAACAUCACCCAGAGCCACAACACGGGGGGCCUCCGCAAAUACGACCUCCACCACCCACGUGUCCUACAGCGCGUCCCACAGUGCGUCCCAGAUGCCGUCAACAAUGAGCACUGCCCACAACCGGUCGGCCACCUCUGUGUCUUUGCCAGUGAUGAGCACAGCAACUAUUAAUUCGAAAGAAAGUCCAGGAUCAAAAUUUGACAUUGGCAGCUUUCUCGGUGGCAUCGUAUUAACGCUGGGAAUUCUGUCAAUCCUGUACUUUGGAUGCAAAACGUACUACUCGCGAAGAGGCAUUCGGUACAGAACCAUUGAUGAACAUGAUGCCAUCAUUUAAGGAACUCCGAGGACCACCAGGAAGAUCAGUACAGCCUUACUGACAAAUCUGGAUGAUUCUUGGAAAGAAUACACACAGAUCAUGCGUGUAACAUACAAUGUAUUAUAUGUAAACAUUGCUCAGGAUUACUAAAGGUAAAGAGACUUUGGGUUGGGGUUUUAAAUGAGCAUGUGCAGCGUACCGUUAAAGCAGCGUUGAACACAGUGCUGCUCUUGCUUCUGUGGCCGGGGUCACACUGGGGGACCAACUCCCCUGCCGUCCGCGCAGCCCGGGACACAGACCUCCCGAGCCAGCUCCACCCGAAGCGCUAAGGCCACGCAGCCGAAAUUACCAGUAAACCAGGGCUCCAGCAUCGUUCUCAAGCUUGGUGCUCGGGCAGGAAUGAGGCACAGUCCCCGCCCCCGGGGCUUGAGUCUGUUCUCCUCCAACAGUGCAGUCAAGGUGUAGUCCGGUUCUGCGCUCCUGCGAGAGGACAGCCACUACUGGAAAUGACUGUUUCGUAAGCACCAGUUAAUUGUAGGUUUAGUGGGUCUUUUUUAAGGGAUGUAGAGCUUCCUUCAGUAUCUAGAAUGGUUUAGUGUGACCAUGCUAAGGUAAGCCCCUGUGGGCUUUCUCUAGAGCUCUAGACGGCUGUGUUGGAGGCCACCUCUCAGGCUACUAACCUACAGGAAGAAAAUGCUGUAUUUUUGUGUACUGUUAAUUUUACUCCGAUUUGAGGAAACAGCAUUUUUAUACUAAAAAAACCUUUGUAUUUGGAUUAAAUUCUUGAGAAGUUAAUACAAAUUUUUAUUCUUCUUCAGGCCCCUCCUGUAAACAGAAAAAGCACAGUAUUGUCAGAACACCAGUAUUAGUCAACAUAGUUUUGGGUGUUCAGUUUUAUAGUUUAUAUUGCAACAGUCAAAACUCAGGGUCAAGUUUUGACAAAAAACGGUAUUUAGUCAUACUAAAUGUACAACUAGUCUCUGCCAAUCCAAAAAUAAGCUGUCCUAAUGACCACGUGUCUACACUGAAGAGGACAUCACUUUUGUGACCAGCUUUUGGCUUUCAGAGAAGGUCAGGAAUCCUUCCCAGUCACUGUGCGUUCCAGCCAGCUGAGGGCACGAGCCUGGAUAGGACAGGUGUGUGGCACAUGUGGGCUGACUUAGAAACAUGCAGUUCACCUGCCUGGUCUUGAAACCGCUUUCAGUGAUGGGGGCCUUCUAAAUUUUCCUGCUUUCUUCAGAAUUCAGUACUUGAGGUCAGAACCUUAUACUCCUGAAUACUUGUUUCUAUAGCACUUUGAAGAUGUAAAACCACUUUUUAAGUACUAAAUUUCAUUAUAUGCCUUUAAAGAUUGAAAUAACCUAAUGUCUUCUCAAAUACCAGUAUUUGGACACAGUUUUUCAGUUAUCUGCAAAAAUAGAGGGGAAUGGUGACAUGAACCGCAAAUUCACAUCCUAGUUAUGGUUACUUCAGCAAAUAUUCGAUCUUGUUUGCAUUCUCAGAGAUGUAUUUACUUGAAGAUAUAUUAGCAUCCAAAAUACGACUUUAAAUGUCUUUGCAUAAUCCAAAAAAAGAACAAUUUCCAUACAAAUGAGUUGGCAAUAUAUUACAGUGAGAAUUUUGUAUUUUUGAGGAGGAAAAUUUAAAGCAAAUUCUUUUUACCUCUUUUUUCUUUUUAUUAUAAUGACCAGCUUUUGGUAUUUCAUGGUUACCGAGAUCUAUUUUUAGAAUAAAAAACUUCGUUCUCAGA
Suricata suricatta (meerkat) is the source of this 2476-nucleotide messenger RNA. RefSeq names its product transmembrane protein 123 (gene TMEM123). The record is from RefSeq and is a predicted model, not a curated record. NCBI's taxonomy places the organism in Eukaryota, Metazoa, Chordata, Mammalia, Carnivora, Herpestidae. Bases 136 to 744 code for a protein of 202 amino acids. The transcript is spliced from 5 exons. Gene Ontology annotation, cellular component: cytoplasmic vesicle.